GGCCGUGGUGGGUGGCGUAUAAGUAGAGGCCUGCAUUCGCCGCCGUUCUCAUACCCUCACCACGUCCUUCGACUACCUCUUACUUUUACAAACCGGUGUGUGCGUCUUUUCCGCUUCUCUCUCUCUCCUUUUUUUCCACGUCCCGUGUCCCUCGGUCCUCAGAGAGAGUUGGCCGCUCGAACGGGGAAGAGAGGGAAGAAAGGGAGCAAAGGAAUCGAGGUGAUCGCGCGUGAAACUUGGUAUCGAAGGUAGGACUCAGUGUUUGGUCCCGACACAGCCUCCUUUCUCAAACAUCGGCCGCAGCUGGAAGACGUGUGUCGUCUCGAGGAGAGGGCAACGAUGAUCGCGAGUGUCCGGUGACGAAACGGUGUAUAUCCGCAGAAUAUAUUCGUACUUUUGCAACGUUCUUUCUACAACGCACCACCCUUCGAGGAACGAAGGAGGUUGAGUCAAGAGAGGCUCGAACCACCGCUUGGACCGUCCAGCUGUUCGUAUCCCUUGGUAUCUUGGAGAAGGAGGAGGAGGAGGAAGAGGAGGAGAAGGAGGAAGAAGAAGAAAGAGGAAGAAGAAAGAGGAGCCAGGAGUCAUCGACAUGUGGUUGAAAGUCGCCUUGUUGAUAUCUUGCGCUGUAGCAAACACACUCGCAGACGAUGAUGCAACCGGAAGCAAAGCUUUGUCGAACGAAGAAUUCGUCACGUCUCACAAAGUGCCGGAGGAUGUAGCGCGGCCAUCCGACUACGAUGACGACGGGGACGACGACGUUGUGGACGUGGAGAGGAAGACCAUCACGAAAAAUGGGAAACACGGGAAAAAGGUUGUGGCGAAGUUCGAGAGUUUUGAUAAAAAGUUGACCGACCUCGACCCGAUCAGACGUUUCGAUUUCGUGGACGAAGACAAAACGGGUGACACAACGAAGCGGCAGGUCCGCGUCGAAUUGGAAAACUUUGGCGACACCGGGAUCCUUCAAGAGGAUGGAGUUCGAAGAAGUGACACGCACAGAUCCCGCGUAGAGAGCCACAAAGAUUCAGUGAUUCCCGGGGUGCACGUUAGUAACGAGUAUCCAACAACCAUGAUGCCAGUUCUGACGACUCCACGUGAGGCGCGUUCUUUUGAUUUUGUUCCUGUUAAUAUAAUCCGCGAUGACGGCAAAGAAACGUCCUUUCGAGAACGCAAUUUUGGCGAUUUUAGCGACGUCAGUUUAGUCCCUGCUGGCACAAAUUCGCGUAUCCAGGUAAAGAAAGGGCCAAACGGGAAGGACUACGAAUACGAGUACGUAUAUUAUUACUAUGACGAGGAGGAUGAGAAUAAGGCGGGUUCAGCGGACUCGGCGGUCACCAAUUCUUACGACGUUCCUUCUAGAACCACGUCCGCCCCUAAGCGUGGCUCCAACAGAAACAAGUACAACACCGUGGAAAGAUCGAGCACCGUGGAACCAGCCAGCAACGAAGUGAUUCCAAACAGAAAUGGCAACAACAGAGGCAGACAAUUGGUCGAAGCUGAAGACGUAUCCGAGGAAAGGCUACCGACCAACACCAGAUUCCCACCAAGGUCACGAUCGAAUCACAACACUGGAACCACGGAACCAACUAGAACUCGUGGAAAUCGUCCCAGACCUGGUUUGGACCUGGUCGAUUCCAGCAGUUUUCGUACCCAUCAAGAGGGACCAGAAUUUCCCCAAGUAUUGCCUAAAGGGCCUGUCCGAUUUUUGGGUGUCACACCGAAUGAAGAGAACGGGGAAGAGAGAACGGCGAGCAGAGGAAGAGGAAGGCCGCAACGAGUUCAAGAACCUGCUCCUGUUGAAGAGAUCAUUGAAGAAGCGCCCCUUCCUACGACCAGGAGGAGACCUAUCGCCGCCCUCUCAACAGAGAUUCCUCCUGAAUCAAACAGAGGUGAAUCUUUACAUGCAAGCGAGGAAAAAGACGAUUCCAAAGAAGAAAGUUCAUUAUCGGAGAAGAGCAAAGAUAAGCAAACAUUUUUGGAGAACAAGCAAGACUACGAAGAAUCGGAUUCAUCUUCCACAACAUCAGCGAGUAUUGCUUCAACCACGACUGAAAGUGCAACGACGGAGUAUCCAUGUUCUAUGGACAAAGUCGCGUUAGAUUUGUAUGCUUUCGUGCAACAAGGUCAAAAUAAUUUGGUAGAUGCAUCGAGCAGCGAAGCUACAGAUUCUUCUUCAGAUAAAACGACACUUUCCAGUGACGAAGCUAUUACCGAUUUGACAGCGACGACUGAAUUGUCACCAACUACUCUGGAAUCAACGACGAUAACCAAUGUAGCAAGUCUUGCAACAGAACCAGUAAUCACCACAACUGCUGCAACCACUACUACUAGCACUACUACAACUACUACCACAACUACAACUACGGAACCACCUACCACUACUACUCAAGCUCCAGCUGGAAGGGGGAAAUUUAGAAGACCUGGUAUUGGUGGAACUAAUGGAGGUACUCGAAACAGAUUCAAAUCAAACGGAAGUACAACGACGACCGAAGCACCUGUGGAACCUACACAACGCACGCGAAAUCGUUUCGGUAGCAAUGGUUCUAACGGUGGUGGUUUCAAAAGAAGUCGACCUGGACAAAAGCAAUCCAAUCCAAUUGAGGAGGACGCGGUACAAAAAGAGAGUUCGAGCUCUGUUCACGCAGAACGACCUUCUUCCACUACUCGCGGGAGAUUCCGUGGAUCUGGAGCAACGAGAUCCAUUUCGACGACAACAUCAGCACCAUCGAACGGUGGUUCAACUGCAUCUUCUAAUGGGCCCUCAGGAAUAUCGAGACCGUCUUUCAAUAAAUUAAAUAUCAACCGACGACGUGGAAGACCGACCACCACUGCUCCGAACGGUAGCGAGGAGAGCCAAGAGUCCAUUCGUUCAGAGACACCUAAGGAAACUAGUCAGGAACCGAGUACAGCGGCACCGAAAUCGACCGUUCGUUCGAGACUUCCGACAACAGGGACAAGACCGGUUAUUAAACCUGGAGCUAGAAUAAAUUUGAGACCGAAACCAGGUCAAUCGACGACCACAACUACGACACCGCUUCCUUCGGAUAACGCAGAGGAAUCGUCAAUUGAUGAACCAGCUGGAGAAGGAACUGAAGAAGAAACUCACGAGGCACCUGCAGAAACUAGCCCGCCUCCGGCACGUUCCACAACCGUCAACCCUUUGAAUAAAUUACGUAAUCGAAAUAGACUACAGGUGCAUCCUAAAACAACCACUAGAACACCAGUGCUUCUAGCAUCUAGAAGAUCACCGUUGUUACCGCGUCGUAAAGUGACCGAAGCACCGAUUGCCCAAACUAGCCAAGAAGAAAUAUCCGAAGAACCAGAUGUUUCCAGCGAAACAGAACCGUCCGAAACAGCUUCCGCAGAAACUAGUACAGCCGCAAGCACGAAACAUGAAGAAACUAGAGGUCUCAGUGGACUUUUGGCUCCAAGGCGUAGGAUAGCAACGCGGCGACCUGGACAAAUAAUUUCGAGAGAAUAGAGUGAAUACUUAAAAAAAGCUUUU
Messenger RNA from Apis dorsata (giant honeybee), 3505 nucleotides. Its product is annotated as mucin-5AC-like. The coding region runs from base 593 to 3481 and encodes 962 amino acids. The transcript is spliced from 9 exons. Lineage: Eukaryota; Metazoa; Arthropoda; Insecta; Hymenoptera; Apidae. The record is from RefSeq and is a predicted model, not a curated record.